Drechmeria coniospora is the source of this 777-nucleotide messenger RNA. RefSeq lists its product as uncharacterized. Lineage: Eukaryota; Fungi; Ascomycota; Sordariomycetes; Hypocreales; Ophiocordycipitaceae. The record is from RefSeq and is a predicted model, not a curated record. The transcript has a single exon. The coding region runs from base 1 to 777 and encodes 258 amino acids.
AUGCUCUUGUCCUUUCUUCUGGCCCUCUGCUUCGCCUUGGGCGCGUUCUGCGCCGGAGCCACCAACGCCAAGGCGGUGCAGCGCUUCAUCUCUGACACGAAGAAGUCGGUGACGAUUGACCGGAAGAACCCCCCUUACUACGACGAAAGGGUCAUCACCGAAGCCACCUGUCCGUUCUACUUGCUGUCCUGCACCCACACCAACUUCCGCUUCCGCCAUUACCUCGUCAACACCACCGACGUCGACAUCGGCUACGUCGCCCACCAGGAUGAGCUGUGGGACAACAUGGGAACGACGCAGACGACGGUCAUCAGCAGCAGGUCCACGGCGCUUCUGAAGUCGAAGACGACGGGCUGGACCAUCGGCGGCAAGGUCUCGCUCGCCGUCCCCGACAUCGGCGGAGGCAUGGAAAUGUCGAGCUCCUACCAGGAGACGUUGAUGACGUCCUUUACCGAGACUCUGACGACGCAAAUCACCGUCCCCUGCGAUGCCGGAAACGAGUGCGGCAUCGAAACGUGGACCUUUUUCGCCACCGUCAAGGGCCUUUGCAUACAGACGCCCAUUGUGGAGUGCUCGCAGUCCAUGGACAUUUGCGCCUCCGACGGCAAGUUUGGCUGCUCGCAGUGGAAGAAGUUUUACAAACGCAACUGCCGCAAUCGCUCCCUCAAGCCAUGCGAGGUCACCUUUCCGUUGAUAGACCACACGGGGAAGCCAAUCCGACGUUUUGUUUCCACGGCAAAGAAGCUAUCCGACUUUAAGAAGAAGAAGAGGAUAUAA